This is a messenger RNA of Coturnix japonica (Japanese quail), 3212 nucleotides long. It is a transcript of the gene ORAI2, whose product is annotated as ORAI calcium release-activated calcium modulator 2. Gene Ontology annotation, cellular component: membrane. Gene Ontology annotation, molecular function: store-operated calcium channel activity. Gene Ontology annotation, biological process: store-operated calcium entry. The record is from RefSeq and is a predicted model, not a curated record. NCBI's taxonomy places the organism in Eukaryota, Metazoa, Chordata, Aves, Galliformes, Phasianidae.
AGCUACCGGCAGCCCCCCCUCAUUUCCUGCGGGACCCGGCGUUGCCUUGACAGCGGUGGAGGCGGCGGCGGGACCGGGACACGGCGGGACCGGGGAGCAGAACCGGACCGAACCGAGGGCAGCAGCGAGCAGGAAUCCCCACACGGGGCUCUGCCGGGGUUUCCCAUUCCCCGUGUGACACCAGGAUCAAACACCAGCAUCAAUACAAGUCUGCAAUACAAGUUUGGCUGGAGCUGAGAAACCACCUCCUGCACCUGCGUGAAUAGGGCUCCCACAGUGAGGAUAUAACAGCUGGAGGUACCGUGUAAAACGAUCCUUUGGUUUUUGUGUUCCAGCCCCCGGAGCCCCCUGCAGCCCCUCCAUGCCCAUAGUGCAGCCAGUGCUUCCCUCAUGAUGAGUUCUGAACUCAACGUCCCGGUGGAUCCUUCCACUCCUGCUUGCUGCUCUGAGCCUGGCACCAAGGGCAUGGAUUAUCGGGACUGGGUACGUCGCAGUUACCUGGAGCUGGUGACCUCCAAUCACCACUCUGUUCAGGCCUUGUCCUGGAGGAAGCUGUACCUGAGCCGAGCCAAGCUGAAAGCCUCCAGCAGAACCUCUGCUCUGCUCUCUGGAUUUGCAAUGGUUGCCAUGGUGGAGGUGCAGCUGGAGAUGCAGUACAAGUACCCACAGAUGCUGCUCAUCGCGUUCAGUGCCUGCACAACGGUGCUGGUGGCUGUUCAUCUCUUUGCCCUUCUCAUCAGCACCUGCAUUCUGCCUAACGUGGAAGCCGUGAGCAACAUCCACAACCUGAAUUCCAUCAGCGAAUCCCCACACGAGCGCAUGCAUCCCUACAUCGAGCUGGCGUGGGGCUUCUCCACCGUGUUGGGAAUCCUCCUUUUCCUUGCAGAAGUGGUGCUGCUGUGCUGGAUCAAAUUCCUGCCCGUGGACUCCAUCCUGAAGAAUGACACCACCACCAUCCAGAAGCCCAGCGGCCACGCGGGCUGGCAGGCAGCGCUGGUUUCCACCAUCAUCAUGGUCCCAGUGGGGCUGAUCUUUGUGGUCUUCACCAUUCACUUCUACCGCUCUUUGGUGCGGCACAAAACGGAGCGUCACAACCGAGAGAUCGAAGAGCUUCACAAACUGAAAGUGCAGUUAGACGGGCAUGACAGAGGCAUGCAGGUGGUGUGACGGGGGCUGAGGCUGAGGGCAGAAUGCCUGUUUGUUGCUGGAUGGUGGGGCACGCUGGUGGUGGGUUGUUUGGAGGCUUAAAUAUGUAAAUGCUAAUUGCCUGCCGUAUAUAGCUGUGGGUUCUAACGCUGUUUCAGACACCGCGGUUGCUGGUCCUACACACUUCUUGUACUUAAGUGGAUGCUGCCAUGGAAUUCGAGGUCAAAUCUUUAUGUUUACAUUGGUACAACUAGCCAAAAAUCCAUAUUGUGGUAUAAACACCAUGUUCUGUGGCCAAAAGUAAAACAGCAUCGGCUGUGUGUGUGUAGGACCUGUCUUAGUGUCAGAACUCCCUGUGCAGCAGCAAUUAAUGGGCAGUUUGUUUCUAGAGCUGAGCUGGUUAAUGAAGGUAUCUGCACCCAACCUGAGGACGUUUGGAAAGCGUAAUAGGAACUGUGAGUGUUCAUCAUCUUUGUUCCAAAGCGAAUGUUCCAUAAACAAAUAACCAGGAAGAAAUCAGCCUUAGCUUUUAUGUUCUUUUCUUGCUAUUCCUUUCCAUGCUUCUAUGAAUUCUAAAUGCAGGGGGCUGGGGACUUCUGUUGUUCUGUCUUCAACAGCAUCUGUUGCUUUAGACUGAACAGAUGCCAAGAUCACUUGGUUUUUUCCCAGUAAGAGCCCAGGGAAGGCUUACAGGUGUUUUAGUUUGAACAAGGACGUUAUUAAAACAGAACAGUGACAAAAUUUAAUGAGACGAAGCUUUGAAGGACUAGAAAAGUGAGUUUCAGGGAGGAAAAGUGGCAGCAGACAGUGGUAGGGACUCAUCCCUGUGUUGUUUUCAGUUAUGUCCUGUUGGGAUGUCUGUUUUUCUCAGUGUGCUGGAGUCAACAAGCCCCAGCCCUGUGUCUUUUUGCCAGUGCUGUUUGUCAGCUGUAGUGUUGGCCUGUUGAAAAGAACUGCUUCCUUCUCCCUCCACCAACCAAAGCAGCAGCUCCUUUGGGGAGCCUGGAGCUGCAGGGUGAGCUUGACAGAGCUGGACCCAGCGGAGAUCCAUGUGCCAUUAAUGAGCCAUCAUGUUUCACUUGGGCUGGCUUCUUUUCCAGCAUUAAAGAAAAAGACAUUCGCACGUCAGUAUGGCUUAGCAAGGGAAGCUUGUGAAUCCUGCAGCAUCCUUCUGGGCAAGAACUGCCAUACAAAGUAUUUCAAGAGAAAAAAGUGUUUUGCAAUCAUCAGCUCUUCUAAGAAACAUGAAGCUUUCUGACACGCGGCCGAAAGAAACAUAAGCCCAUUUGCUUGGCCCUGAUCCUAUGCCUAUUUCCUGCUCUGCAGUCAGAGUCUCCCAGCUCCCAGGCUCCUAAAAUCAUUCUGGAUGUUUGUAAUGUUCUGUUUAACGACGGUCUUUUCUUCCACUGGGAUCUGAGAAAUCUAAUGGCAGCACGUUCCAGCUUCCCAGAAUGGGAGGAGUACACACAGAUCCCAGUGAGGCUGUCCCUGUGCCUCUCUCUUCGAUGAGGGUCUUGGGAAACCAACUCUCAUUUCUCUUGUUUACAUGUAAGUUUGAGCAUUGCUGAACAAGUUGCUUAGCACCGUGUCUGUGCCUUUCAUCUGUUGUUCUUGCCGCAGUUGGCAUGUACCAUAUUGGCUGAUGUGCAGCAAAGAAAAUAGUCGUUGUGUGUGACAUGACCAGCCUGUACUUAUGCACAUAUGCAAAAAAUGAGGAGUGUCCUCCGGGAAGUUGGAUGGUCAUGACAUUCAUACCAUCCCCCAGCAGCCCGCCUCUCUUCCUCCUCUUCUUACCAAAAUAAAAGCUAAAGGUUUACGUAACGAAAUCACAGUUGGGUUUCCUGCCAAGUAUUACACACGUAGGCUCUUCUUCCAGCAAAAUCCCUACUGCGAAGCCAGAGCAGAUAGGAUUUGUGUCAUGUCUGUACUUUGCAUUUCUUUCUAUAACGGCUGUAGUAAUUGGUCUCUGUGCGCUGUGGCGCCCAGGAGGUUUGAAAUGGGUUGUAGAGGAAAGUAUUGUAGCAUUUCGGUUUUGUUUUUAUAUAAUAAAGAAAUGGUCAGAUUCC